This is a messenger RNA of Suillus clintonianus, 2253 nucleotides long. RefSeq lists its product as uncharacterized. The transcript is spliced from 8 exons. Bases 1 to 2253 code for a protein of 750 amino acids. Lineage: Eukaryota; Fungi; Basidiomycota; Agaricomycetes; Boletales; Suillaceae. The record is from RefSeq and is a predicted model, not a curated record.
AUGUCCUCAAAGAUGUAUCCGAUGUCCAAGCCGGUUCUCAUUGAUAAUAUGUCGCGGUCUGAAGAAGAAUGCAAGAUCAUUCGCUCGUGGACGGGCCCCAUCGGGUAUCAAUUGAUCAAGCGGAAGCUAACUGUCCAGUGGGAAGUCGGCGGCCCAAGUGUCAGCAAUCCCGCCUAUACGACUCUGGUUAUUCCCCCGAACUGCGCCCAACCAUUCCUUGUGCUAUUGCACCAACACGGCGUGUAUGUAAACAUGCUCAAAUACGGUGAACCAAAGGUGAAGGAGGGUCUCAUGGACCCAGCGGAUUUACAGUCCUAUGUGAGCGUAGCUGCGUAUCUUAGAGACGUCAUACUCGCAUUCAUGGAAGAGUGGGAGGGUGAAGGAUUCAAGGCCAAAUUUCGUUCAGCCCGCUUGGAGUUCCAUAUGGCGAUGGCACUGACAGGGGGCGCGUUCACCGAUCGCAAUAUGCGGAAGGUGCAAAAAAGGUUUAAUGUGACGUGGAAUGAUUUCGUUGGGCGGGUGGAGGUGACGGACAUCAUGAAGCUCAAUGGAAAGGAGGCCGCGUAUCACGAAGCAGUGUGCGGCAAGGACGAGAACAUGUGUGGUUUGGACGAUUACCCGAGUAUCACACAUACAAAGGAGUCAUUGAGGAUGAUAGAGAGAUUCAUCAAGGACAGGGAGGCCUUGUGGGCGGCUAAAAAGAAGGAUGUUCAGUCUGAAGCCACGGAGAGAGACGGACGCGCGUCGAAGGGAAAGAAAGCCGCUCGUGAAGCACCGUCGGUUCCUGCGGAGAGCACGAAGGGUGAGGAGGUUGUCCGUAAAACGCGUGGGGCUAAGAAACGCGCGAAAAAGGAGUCUAAAAACAGGAAAAAUAGUCAAAAGAGCGUCCGCAACGCAUUGGCAGACGGAGGCACAAUUCAGGAGAAUGUGCACGACGGAAAUGUGGACACCCACGAGGCGUUGAAUAAACUGGACGCGUUGGCUAUAUCGUCACGCCAUGAGCCGUCCAGUGAUGCUACAGAGGACUCAACAGCGAAGACCAUCCUGCCUCCAGCAGCACCACCACGGAGAGAGGGUCCGAUCAGCAAGACCGUCCAGAUCGGAGCAUCAGGAAACGUCAACACAAUGAAGGGCCCCGAAGCGAAAACUGAUGUUUCCAAGCCGCCAGUCCAAACUACUACUUCUACUGACCUGAUGAUGCGAGCGUUCGCAGAAGGAAACGGACAUCAAAUCAGCCGAAACCUACUCAACUGGAUGAUACAACGAUUUCGCACACUCGUUGGCGUCCCGCUCGAUGAGCCCCUCAACGGCCAAGUCAUCCCACAGUCACCGGAUGAGUACGAAGACCUGACAGAGCAUGACUAUUUGGAGGCGCUCGGGAUAGAGAGACUGUAUGCUGCAUUGCUCAACGCAGAAGAGAGCCCCGGACACCUCGUUCAUCUCGCACAUGCACUGGGGAGGGCCGCCAACGAGACAAACGUCUUGUCUUAUUCUAAGCCAGACACGCCGGCCUUGGAACCCCUACCCCCGACGAUGUUGCCACUUCCCAAGACCAUGGCGUCUACUGAUGACCUCGCAAAUUCGCAGGAUGCGCUGCCCGACCUUCUUGAAGGUCAUCAUGUAUCGGCAUACGAUGAUCUGGGUGCCACAGGCGGCAAUUAUGAAAAUUUUAGCUCUACAGGACUGAGGCAGACGGACGACGACGACGACGACUACGUGGAUGACACGAGCGACAGGUCCGAACAGUCGGGCACCGCAGGACUGACGGACGCGGACGAUGGUAGUCCUGUGACCAGUGAGCGGGCCACUCCAAGAAAAUUCUUGCCUCAUGCGCACAGCGAUGAUGGAUCCUCCUCAGACCACGACAGCUCUCCGAUAUAUGCCGAUGAGAUGGAUGUGGAGAUAGUGAAGGGUGGCGACUGUUCGGACGAUAGCGAUGUCAUGGAUGGAGAAUCGAAAAGGAAGCGGACAGGAUCAUUGGCUCUCUCUCCCCCAGUGGUACUACUACAUUCUCUCGACGAGACUAACAUACAUAUCACUAACCAAUCCUACCAGUCUCAGGGCGGGAGAGGCAACAGAAAGCGUCCCAAGACUUUGUCCUCGAUUAUGGACGAUGAAACCACCGCGUCCACAUCACAACCUGCGUUUCCACUUGCUCCAGCUACAUCAAUGUUAGGGGUAUGGACCAUUCCUGGGGACCUCCACAAAGGCCCUUCUGCGAUGGAAGAGGACUCAGGGAGCGACGGACAAUGA